UUCUUCAAUAAAAUCUUGUAGAUUUUUCAGCGGUUUUUGAGCGCGCGCUCAUCGUGGGCUCAAUUCAAACGUUCAAAAGUAGGCAGCCACCUUAACAGUUACGUACCAAUUAUCUAUGAUUAUUCUACGAUAAUGCCUUACAUGGUCCUUUUAAUUCUGUAACUCUUUAAGAGGUACCGAUUCACAGAUGUGGACCGGCAAGUUAUAUGUAAGCAAUAAAUUCAAUGUUUUAACCUUUUGGAUUUUCUCUUAUUUGAUUGUGAAUAAAUGUUUUAUGUCAGGUAUAUGAAGGUCUUGUUUACAUGGACUUCAGUAAGUCUCUGAUGGAUGGGCAGGGCCAUGGUGACUAUAUACAACUUGAUAGCAGUUGUGCUCCUUUUCUUUGGCUUGCUUACCACACUGAUCCAAGUGAUUCUGGGAAAAUCCACAGUAAUGUGAGAAUGAGAUGGAAUCAAGGAGACACUGUGAUCGUAGAAGCUAUGCAGAAAUUUGCUGACCUCACAGACCUUGCGAAAAAUGCUCUGCUUGAAAGAGACUAUGAGAGGUUUUCAGACUUGAUGAAUCAGAACUUUGAUCUUAGAAGAUCCAUUUAUGGGGAUGAAGCACUUGGGCAAACAAACCUCAGAAUGAUAGAACUUGCACGCCAGUUUGGAUCAUCAGCUAAAUUUCCUGGAAGUGGAGGAGCCAUAAUAGGAUAUUGUCACGACCAAAGUCAUCUGGAAGACCUGAAAAGAGCUUUCCAAGCUGAAGGAUUUGUGGUUUUGGAAGUUGUGCCAUUCAUUCCAUCAAGCUGAUGUCAUAUCCAGCUACAAAUAAGUUUUGUCUUCAGACUAAUCAGCUUUGCUUCCCCAAAAAUCUUCAUAAUUUUUCCAAACAAACAGGCAGUACCCUUUUAUUAAUAUUGCUCUUAAAUUACUAUCGCUUAAGGCCAUUAGUUCUGGACAAGUAGUUAACACAUUAGAAUCUUUCUUUGUGUACCAUACAAAGUUAGUAAAUAAAUGGUUAGGCCUUUGCCGUGGCUUGGAUUACCACGUAAAAAUAAUGGCUGUAUAGUCUCACUCAGAGAUAUUAAACAUAGAGGAAGUUUAUUAGCUAAGGGCGAAGUUGGAAACCCUCACCCUCUCUAAAUAACUUUUAUAGUAACAAUUAUCAUUAUUACUAUUACAUAGUUUAUGUAAUUCAAUAGAAUUCAACAAAAGACCUCAACUUAUACAAUAGAACAAAGCUAACAAAGAAUACAAUAGGUUUGCAGUACAUGCAGGACCCCAUUAAUAAUAAUAUUUCUAAGAGUAAAUGGUUUGAACCCAGGUGUUGAAAUUUGGUGUGAAAUGUGAUCGUCUGAGUGAGUGUAGUCUUGAGAAAGACUGUUGUUGGUGACUGAUGUUUCGAAAACCUGAGCGGAAGUCAUCUUGAGAGUCUAGUGAGAAAAAUAAUGAGACAGUGUUGAUGGUAUUUAUACCUCAAAUAGUAAUUAGUCGGUAUUGUUAUGUAAAUUAAUUUCCUAUGACUAAUUACUGUUUAUAUAAAUGCCAUCAACUGUCUCAUUUUCUCACUGGAAUCUGAUGAUGACUUCCGCUCAGGUUGUCAAAACCUCAGUCACCACCAACGACAGUCUUUCUCAAGACUAUACACUCACCCAGACGAUAACAUUUCUGUAGUUAGUGUCUAUACAAAUUAUGAAUUAGUUUUAAAAUUUAUGAAUAAUAUAUUUGUACAUAUAAAUGAUGAAAUUAUUGAGACCAAUAAAAUGAGUAAGCCUUGCAAUAAAGUACCUGAAAAUGUACUUGCCAACCAAGGGUUUGCUGCAAUAUAAUUUCA
Molecule: messenger RNA, 1818 nt
Organism: Actinia tenebrosa (Australian red waratah sea anemone)
Lineage: Eukaryota; Metazoa; Cnidaria; Anthozoa; Actiniaria; Actiniidae
Biological process (GO): biosynthetic process
Molecular function (GO): glucuronokinase activity; ATP binding
Source: RefSeq, a predicted model, not a curated record